UGUCUCAGUUAAUAAAGUUAUUGUCUUUUAAACUGCUCACUGGCCUUUAGUGACGUCUGUUCACUUCCGGGUUACAGUGUGACCUUGAUUGGUGACAACAUGGCUUCUAUGGUGAGACUGAGCUCCCUGUGCAGAGGAGGACGAGUAUUUGCCUUCAACAAAUCCUUCCUAAUUAGACCUACGGCUGCUUUGCCUCAAGAACACCAUGCACUUCAAGGUUCCCCAGUUCAGUUUUCCCCAAUUCGACAUGCGGGAUCUAAAGCUGCCUCUAUUCACUGGACCAGCGAGCGAGUUCUGAGUGUGGCACUGCUGGGUCUCCUGCCAGCUGCUUAUCUGUACCCUGGGCCUGCCAUAGACUACUCUUUAGCGGCAGCUCUCACUCUUCAUGGCCACUGGGGCAUUGGACAGGUACUUACCGACUAUGUUCAUGGAGAUACAAAGGUUAAGUUAGCAAAUGCAGGCCUUUAUGCGCUCUCUGCUGUGACCUUUGCAGGCCUUUGCUAUUUCAACCACCAUGACGUGGGCAUCUGCAAGGCGGUGGCUAUGCUGUGGAGUCUGUGACCAUCAGUACCUAAAUAUAUAUCAACGUGUGUGCUUUAGACUCACCUCUAAGAGGCAAACACAAUGGACUCAAAUGUUGAUCAUUCACUAUAAAGGUUGCAAGGGGUAGGAGGGAACUUCUGAGUUGUGUAUAGCACAUCACAGAGUGUCCUCUAAUUACGAGGAGGAAACUGAUGGAAAACCAUAUUUUGUUGUGUCCCUGAGAAUAAAAUGAAUGUAUUGCUUUCUAACACAACAAAUUUAUUCCAAACAUUGGAAAUGUCUUCCUAUCCAGCAUGAAAGACCGUUUUCUGGCAGUCACUGGCUUGGCUUGAUUUCCUUAAUGCCUUUUAAAUACCAUAAAGUUAAUAAUUUAUGGAAAUAGAAAAUUUCAAAUCUUUAUUUUUCUGUUUUGUCGCAGUGCUAGCAAAAGAAAUACAUUGUAGCGCUUAUCACUCAUAAAAAUUUUGUUUAAUAAUCUCACAAAAUAUGUUUGAUGGUGUUAGAAGGAUCAACUCAGUCAGAAAAAACGUGAAAUAAAGAAAGUCAAGUCA
Messenger RNA from Bombina bombina (fire-bellied toad), 1094 nucleotides. Its product is annotated as succinate dehydrogenase [ubiquinone] cytochrome b small subunit, mitochondrial. Gene Ontology annotation, cellular component: membrane; mitochondrial envelope. Gene Ontology annotation, biological process: tricarboxylic acid cycle; mitochondrial electron transport, succinate to ubiquinone. The transcript has 4 exons. Lineage: Eukaryota; Metazoa; Chordata; Amphibia; Anura; Bombinatoridae. The coding region runs from base 100 to 561 and encodes 153 amino acids. Gene Ontology annotation, molecular function: heme binding; ubiquinone binding. The record is from RefSeq and is a predicted model, not a curated record.